Molecule: messenger RNA, 1630 nt
Organism: Manis pentadactyla (Chinese pangolin)
Lineage: Eukaryota; Metazoa; Chordata; Mammalia; Pholidota; Manidae
Gene: COQ6
Product: coenzyme Q6, monooxygenase
Exons: 12
Coding region: 16-1527 (503 amino acids)
Biological process (GO): ubiquinone biosynthetic process
Cellular component (GO): mitochondrion
Molecular function (GO): oxidoreductase activity, acting on paired donors, with incorporation or reduction of molecular oxygen, NAD(P)H as one donor, and incorporation of one atom of oxygen; 2-octaprenyl-6-methoxyphenol hydroxylase activity; FAD binding
Source: RefSeq, a predicted model, not a curated record
CUUCUAGUUCCGGUCAUGCGGCAGCGGCUGAAGCGGCGAGUGGUUGGAGGGUUCUGCUCCGGAAGUGCUAGCGCAGGAGGGCCUAGAGGGGCGCCGGGAACGGCGCGCGGCUACACGAUGGCUGCCCGGCUGGCUGCGCGCCGUUUGUGGGCUACACUUGCAGUUGCCGGGAGAGGCCCGCUGGUUUCCUGCCGGAGGUGGUCCGGCGCCUGGGCAGACACCGUAUACGAUGUGGUGGUGUCAGGAGGAGGCCUGGUGGGCGCCGCCAUGGCCUGUGCCUUGGGAUAUGAUACUCACUUUUGUGACAAGAAAAUCCUGUUGCUAGAAGCAGGUCCAAAGAAAGUAUUGGAGAAAUUGCCAGAAACUUACAGCAACAGGGUCAGCUCCAUUUCCCCUGGCUCUGCAACCCUUCUUAGUAGUUUUGGUGCCUGGGCCCACAUCUGCAACAUGAGAUACAGAGCAUUUCGGCGAAUGCAGGUGUGGGAUGCCUGCUCAGAGGCCUUGAUAAUGUUCGAUAAAGAUAAUUUAGAUGACAUGGGCUACAUAGUGGAGAAUGAUGUCAUCAUGCAUGCUCUUACUAAGCAGCUGGAGGCUGUGUCAGACCGCGUGACGGUUCUCUACAAGAGGAAAGCAGUUGGCUACACCUGGCCUUGUCCAUUUCCCAUGGCCGACUCCAGCCCUUGGGUUCAUAUUACCCUAGGUGAUGGCAGCACCCUCCAGACCAAAUUGUUGAUUGGUGCAGAUGGUCACAACUCAGGAGUACGGCAGGCUGCUGGAAUCCAGAACGUUAGCUGGAACUAUGACCAGUCCGCUGUUGUGGCUACCCUGCAUUUAUCAGAGGCUACAGAAAAUAAUGUAGCUUGGCAAAGAUUUCUCCCCUCUGGGCCCAUUGCUCUGCUCCCGCUCUCAGACACCUUGAGUUCCUUGGUUUGGUCCACAUCCCAUACACAUGCAACAGAGCUGGUCAGCAUGGAUGAGGAAAAGUUUGUGGAUGCCAUUAACUCUGCCUUUUGGAGUGAUGCUCACCACACAGACUUCAUCGACACAGCUGGCACUGUGCUGCAGUAUGCUGUUGCCUUUCUGAAGCCCACUAAGGUCUCAGCCCGUCAGCUGCCCCCAAGUGUAGCCAGGGUGGACAUCAGAAGCCGAGUACUGUUUCCUCUUGGGCUGGGACAUGCUGCUGAGUAUGUCCGGCCUCGGCUAGCGCUCAUUGGGGAUGCAGCCCACAGAGUCCAUCCACUUGCAGGACAAGGUGUCAACAUGGGCUUUGGGGAUAUCUCCAGCCUAGUCCAUCACCUCAGUACUGCAGCUUUCAAUGGGAAAGACUUAGGCUCCAUGAGCCACCUCACAAGUUAUGAAACGGACAGACAGCGUCACAACACUGCUCUUCUAGUUGCUACUGACCUACUAAAAAGGCUCUAUUCCACCAGUACCACUCCGCUUGUGCUGCUUAGGACGUGGGGCUUGCAGGCCACAAAUGCAGUAGCUCUACUUAAAGAGCAGAUUAUGGCCUUUGCAAGCAAAUGAAUGCUCCUUUUCUAGGCAUUUUGUUGAUGGUAAAUGAAUGUCCUUUCUGAAGACCAUCACAUAUUUGAAGUUUUAAUUUAAUAAAUUUACAUUACACUCUCCA